GGCCACAUCCUACAUGCUGUUACUGGUUUUACUAGUUUAGCAAGACUUAUAUGGAAUUUGUGUUUCCUGAUGGGAUUGCAUAAAUACGCUGUAAAGCGAGAUAAAUCAUUGCCUCAUGUGAUACAGUACACACUUGUCCUGUCAUAUUGGAAGGCUCAGUGAGGCAAUGGCAGAUAAGGAGCUUGCCAGGGUGAGGAGUAAGUUUGUGGAUAAGGCGUCCAAAGAACUUAUAAAUCAGCUGCUGGAUGACAUUUUAGAGGAUAAAAUCUUGAACGAUGGGGAGAAAGACUCAAUACUUGAGGAGAAUAGCAGCAGAGCAGACAAGGCACGGUGUUUCAUUGACACAGUGAAGAAGAAAGGAAAUAAAGCCAGCAGGAAGAUGAUCACUUACCUUCAAAGCAGGGAUCCAACCCUUUACAAUGAACUGGGUCUGUCCUGUGGUCCACCUGAACCUCCAGAGCCCCCGAUGGAGAAGAAAUGGUCAACCACACUUAUCCCGACUACCGACUCAUUCAAGAACGAGAAACUGAAUAAUAGAAAUGUUUACCCUGUGAGCGCAAGUUCCAGUAGGAAUCGUGUGGCCCUGCUAAUCACUAAUAUAAAGUUUACUAAUGAGAAAUUCAGCAGAAGAGGAGCUGAGAAAGACGAGGCGAACAUGGAGAAACUGCUCACAUCUCUGGGAUACGAGGUGGUGAAACACACAAACCUCACAGGAAAGGCAAUUAAUGAUUCUAUGAUUAAUUUCUCUAAACAUCCGAAACUCAAAGAGACAGACAGCGUGAUGGUGGUUAUCAUGUCUCACGGGAAACUGGGAGCUGUCCUCGGUAUCAACCAUGAUGAGAAAUGUGAUGAUGAGUUCCCCAUCAACAACAUUUACAAACACUUGGGCUCAGAGAAAUGUCCAGCACUGCUGAACAAACCCAAGAUCAUCAUCAUCCAGGCCUGCAGAGGAGAUGAGGGCGGAUCAGUACUUGUUAGUGAUGCUGCAAACUCAGCUCUGGUCUGUGAUGAUGUGAAACAGCCAAGUCCAUACCCGUCUGCUGGUGACGAAAACUUAGAGGAUGAUGCUUUACGAUGUGUACACAAAGAAAAAGACUUCAUUUCUCUUCUUUCCUCCACCCCUGAGACUGUCUCAUAUAGACAUCCAGAACAUGGGUCUUUACUUAUCCAGUAUGUGGCUGAGGUCUUGAACACCUGCGCACAUGAGGAUGACAUUGAGGAACUUUUCAGAAAAGUCAUGCAGCGCUUUGAAGAUUUUUCCGUUCAAAGCAAAAGGCAGAUGCCUACCAAAGACAGAUGCACUCUGACAAGGCGCUUCUACUUCUGUCCAGGUCUCUGAGAUAAGAGUGUUGGUUAAUGCAAACUCCGAUUUGAUGUUUUACAAUAGGCUCACUAUGCUUUAUGAUUAGAUAAAUAAGAAGUUAGAUAGAUAAAACUAAACUUUGUUUUAUAUAUAAUGACAUAUUUGCAUGCAUUUAUGUUUUUAAAUAUAUCUGACAGUGUGACAACUGUACAGUGUGCUCUCGAUGUAAAUACAUUGUUGAAAAGAGUUUCUGUCUGUGCUGCGGUCAGCUGAGGGCAGACGAAAUUCAGUCAUUAAAGAAAAGUUUUUAGGUACUCGUA
Micropterus salmoides (largemouth bass) is the source of this 1623-nucleotide messenger RNA. RefSeq names its product caspase-1-like. Lineage: Eukaryota; Metazoa; Chordata; Actinopteri; Centrarchiformes; Centrarchidae. Gene Ontology annotation, biological process: proteolysis; regulation of apoptotic process. Gene Ontology annotation, molecular function: cysteine-type endopeptidase activity. The record is from RefSeq and is a predicted model, not a curated record. The transcript has 8 exons. Bases 167 to 1339 code for a protein of 390 amino acids.